AUGACCACGCAAGAUAUCCUCGGUCUGUCCAGUCAAGAUCCUGGUCGCGUCAUUUCAUUCCCUGCAUCGCAGUAUCUACACGCGUCUACCGCGUCCGCAGUCCCUAGUGCAAUUUCAACAGGACUCCCGCUGCUUGACCAGGCAAUCAGCCCGGCUCCGUCAGAUGAGCCUUCACAGUCGUCGAAUGAUGCGACGCUGGGGGGAAUUCCUUGUGGUCAUGUCACCGAGGUGUUCGGGCCACCUGGUGCAGGCAAAACGGCGCUGGCAAUGAGCAUAACUGCAAACGCUCUAUGUGACGGUGGUAAAGUGGUUUGGAUUGAUACUACCUCGCCACUUCCAAAGCUCCGUCUAAAGAGCAUGCUCACGCAGAGCCUCGACACAGCUAAAUCGUCUGAUACACCACAACAACUCAUGGACAACCUAGUCUACUUCCGCGCUCAGUCCCUGCCACAUAUGCUAGCGCUUCUGCUCCACCCACCACAAGGAUUCCCGCCCGAAAACACCAAGCUUCUGGUGGUCGACUCUGCGUCAGGGCCGUUCCCUUCGUACUUUCUGAGUCCGUCCGAGUUGAAAUCCCGCUUGACGCAGGCGAAGAUCACGGACAAGUCGCAGAUCCAUUGGCUCAUGAACCGAAAAUGGAACGUCACGAGCGAACUGGCAAAUCAGCUCAUGAAGCUGGCGGCUUCAAGACGACUGGCCGUGCUUCUCAUCAACCAAACCCACACAAAGAUCAAAGGGCUGCCACGUGCUACCCUGAGCCCGCUCCUUGCGGGUGGCGGGUGGGAGAAUAGCGUGUACACCCGCAUCGUCCUGUAUCGCGAUCUCCCGGCCGUUGGAGAUGAAGAGUUAGAAAUGGCUUCAAGGAGCGUCCGCUACGCAGAAGUCUUGAAGAGAGAUGGCAAAGCAUUGACAGUGAGAUCAGAUGAGAAUAUCGUACCGUUCACGAUCGACUCGGACUCUCUACGUGGGACGGACACGACUCAGCCGUCCCGCGCUGUUCCACAGCAGCCGGUUGAGGAGACUUUCCGUGCGAGUGGGCGGAAGCGGAAAGUGGACGAGAUUGCGGACAGUCAGGAUGAGGACGAUUCCGACGAUGAUUUUGGAUGGAUCGAUGGCGACGAUGCUGGCUUGGUCGAAGGGCCUGCCGAUGACUGA
Molecule: messenger RNA, 1155 nt
Organism: Aspergillus pseudoviridinutans
Lineage: Eukaryota; Fungi; Ascomycota; Eurotiomycetes; Eurotiales; Aspergillaceae
Exons: 5
Coding region: 1-1155 (384 amino acids)
Biological process (GO): reciprocal meiotic recombination; DNA repair; meiotic DNA recombinase assembly
Cellular component (GO): Rad51C-XRCC3 complex; Rad51B-Rad51C-Rad51D-XRCC2 complex; replication fork
Molecular function (GO): crossover junction DNA endonuclease activity; ATP hydrolysis activity; ATP-dependent DNA damage sensor activity
Source: RefSeq, a predicted model, not a curated record